UGCGCAUGCGCAGGCGGCGAUACGCAAAUCAGAGGUGAAAGAUGGCCCGUGCAGCUCAGAAAGUCGUUGGUUUGGGAACAAGAUUAGGCAAUUCAUUAGCCACUCAAGGGCCUAAACUUGCUACAGAAGCUGUUGAGUAUUCAAAGCCAAGGUUAUCCAAGUUUUGGUACUAUGCCAAGGUUGAGCUAGUUCCACCUACUCCCGGUGAAUUCCCUGCUAUUCAGAAGGGCAUCAGUGACAUCAUCAAGUCAGCAAGGACAGGAAAAUUUGCCAAUUUGACAGUAAAGGAAGCAUGGGCAAACACACUGGUAUGUGCAGAGGUAGCAUUCUGGUUCUUCAUUGGAGAACAGAUUGGAAGAAGAAGCAUCGUUGGCUACAAUGUCAAGUCUGAUUAUGAACCACAUCCAUACAUAUAGAAACCUCUUCAAGCCAUCCAGAAUGUAUUUUUAUUUGAAAUCGCUCUAUUAUAUCACAUGGAUGCAUUGAGGAGAAUGAUUAUAUGUUUGUAAUUGUGAAAGCUGAACUCACAAAGUGUUCAAUUCCUGCCAGGGUGAAGUCCAUCUGGUGUUCAUUUCAGUAUAAAGCAAGCAUCCCCAAGUCAUGAACUAUCUAAAAGUACAACAUUUUUAAUUUAUUGGCAAGAUUCAUACACUUUUUCUCAGCUCAAGGCCUCAAGCAAUGAUGUUUGAUGUGAUGCUAGUAUCCCCCAUUACUCAGUAUGUACUGUAUCAAUCUUUGAAAUUGGCAAUAUUAUGUCUGUUUCCAAUGCGUCAUAGAAUGUGGAAACCACCAAAAGCAGUUUGUUUUCACAAGACAAGAUUUCAUUCUUAGCAAAUUGUAUCGGGUUGAAUUUAAAAAUGUGUAUAAAUUCACGUUUGACGUGUUUGUAACUUUAUUAAAAAGUGUUUAUCAAACCAAA
This is a messenger RNA of Lytechinus variegatus (green sea urchin), 919 nucleotides long. RefSeq names its product ATP synthase subunit g, mitochondrial-like. NCBI's taxonomy places the organism in Eukaryota, Metazoa, Echinodermata, Echinoidea, Temnopleuroida, Toxopneustidae. Gene Ontology annotation, biological process: proton motive force-driven ATP synthesis. The record is from RefSeq and is a predicted model, not a curated record. Bases 42 to 416 code for a protein of 124 amino acids. The transcript has 3 exons. Gene Ontology annotation, molecular function: proton transmembrane transporter activity.